Didymella exigua CBS 183.55 is the source of this 2918-nucleotide messenger RNA. RefSeq lists its product as uncharacterized. The coding region runs from base 177 to 2516 and encodes 779 amino acids. The record is from RefSeq and is a predicted model, not a curated record. Lineage: Eukaryota; Fungi; Ascomycota; Dothideomycetes; Pleosporales; Didymellaceae. The transcript is spliced from 2 exons.
GCCUCUCCUACGCGAUGUCGCGUUUGCGCCGCCCGCCCCUCUUACCACUUUACACCACGGUCCUGAUCGUAACUCCUUGUACUCUCUGAGACAAUCAAUCCAUAGGAACUCGCUUGUGCGACACUGUCCAAGCAGUUCAAGAGCGACAGUACGCGCGUCUACCAGCAACGACAGCCAUGUCCCGAUCACACAUUAUCCAGGCUGAACCGAUUGACGAUGGUUUGGAUACCUUUCGCCGAUUUUUGAAAGCAAACCAUGGGGAUAUUAGCGCGGCCAGCGUCUCGCAUCUUCCAAGCCAAGGACUGGACGAACUUGCUGUAUACCUCAUCAGGGUGUUGCAGUCCUUGCCCGCUGCUCGGUCACUUCCAUCCAUUGCUGGUCGCGGUACCCUUCGUAGUGAUCUUCUACGACUUGAGCUCUCGACUGAGUCUGACGACUUCGACCUUACACGUAUCAUCCCCCUCCUUCGCGCCGUCCUCAAUGACGAAUCCGAUGAUAUUAUUUGGGACAAAGUUUACGACGCCGUGACGGAACCGACUCCACCUCCUCGCCCUCCUUUGUCUAUCCUACAAACGCCGUGGCUGCGCAGCACGGGUAGCUUCGCCAACUCGACCGAACACCGCAAAUACGUAGACGAGGUGCUAAAGGAGGAGCUAGGGCCUAUGUACGUGGGUAUACCUGGUUUCUUCGAGGCUUUCUUUGGGGAAGUCGCAGACCUCCAGCCGGCAACACAGGCCGUAUUCAAAAGGUGCUGCGAAGGGGAUAAUCCGCUCUACCAAGAGGAAAGCGGCUGGCAGGGUUGGCCUGAGGAAGCGAAGGAGCGAGAUGUCCUGCGCUGGUUUGCAGAAAUAACGGGCCAACUCUCGGACUGGGCGGCAGAGCACCGGCCAGCCUCCAAGGCUCGUCGGCGACCGCUGGCACAGCCGCACCAGCCGUUGCAAGGCUCUCGGGCUGACCGCAAGUUGGAUAUUGGCUUUGUGGACGACCCGAGCGCCGGCGCGGACUCUAAAUACCACUGGAAGCAGAUUCUCGUACCGGGAGAACUUAAGAGCAACCCAGCGGCCGACGUAGCCUCCAAAGCAUGGCUCGACCUCGGACGAUACGCCCGAGAGGUCCUCGCCGCUCAGGACAAUCGCCGCUUCGUUCCCGGCUUCACGCUGUGUGGAUCCCGCAUGCGGCUGUGGAACUUCGAUCGACUUGGAGGGAUCGCCUCCUCGCAGUUUGACAUCAAUAAAGAUGGGCUACAGUUCGUUUCCGCUGUGCUCGGGUUCCUAUGGCUGAACGAGGAACAGCUUGGGUUCGACCCAACCAUCAUCACAGCCGGGGGCAAGCGGUACAUCGAGAUCGAACGACACGACCGUCCAGAGCGCCUCAUCCUUGACAAGGUCAUAAAACGCGUGCCUUGUGUUGCCGGUCGAGCCACAACCUGUUGGAAAGCCUAUCGCGAAGGGGAUGAGUCGCGGGCACCCCUCGUUAUCAAGGACUCGUGGCAGUACCCGGAGCGCGAGGAGGAGGGCGAGUUACUGCGUGAAGCAACCGAGAAGGACGUGGUCAACGUGGCGAGAUACUAUCACCAUGGGACGGUUCGUAUGGGCGACCAGGACGACACCAUCCGUGGGCACGUGCGCCGAGGCCUAGAUGUAACGAAAGCAACAAACUACUUGCCGGAAAGCAAAAUGCGGCCUCCCGGCACGACUGUUCGCUCACUCUCAUGGAAAGGCGGCCAAAGCAGCAGUGCCGCCGGACGGAAGCGAUCCUCGAGCUGCACGAACGCACCCUUACCACCCAGCAAGCGAACCUGUUCAAGCUCUCCUGUAAAAAGUGGGAGGGCGACGGCGGAUCGAGUGCACCGUCGCGUUAUUAUCCGAGACUACGGGAAGCCUAUAUACAUGGCGAGUACCAAGACUAGCCUUCUGGCUGCUAUGGAAGGCUGCAUCGCAGGACAUGAGUCACUGCAUACGCGGGCUGGCAUGCUUCAAUGCGAUAUCUCGCCGAACAACCUGAUGGUGAAUGAGGACGAGGGAAACCCCUCCUGGCACUCGUUCUUGAUCGAUCUAGAUCUUGCUAUUAAGGAGGAUCGCGAGAAACCGUCCGGGGCGCGAGGGAAGACCGGCACACGGGCGUUCAUGGCGAUUGGGGUACUUCUAGACGACGAGCUACACUCCUUCAUGCACGAUCUAGAAUCAUUUUUCUGGGUGCUCUUCUGGAUAUGCAUUCACUACGAUGGACCAUCCCAGCAGAGAAUUGUUCCGCGAUUUGACAAGUGGAAUUACCUAGACGCGGAAGAACUUGCUGCUUCAAAAAAGGGCGUCGUGGAUGAUGAGCGGGAUUUCCUCAAGACUGCGAAAGAAAACUUCACGCCGUACUACCAGCCACUGAUCCCUUGCGUAAACGGGUUACGGAGAAAGGUAUUCCCUGGAGGCGGCAGGUGGAGGGACCCGAAUCCAAAGCUGUACGAUGAGAUGAAAAAGAUACUUUCGACAGUACGGGAUGAGUUAAAUCGGGCAAAAGGUUAGAGCUCCAUUUUCCAUGAGCUAGGGGAGCCUCCCAUAUUCAGGACUGCACCGAUUCCUAUCAAUAUGACACUUUUUGUAUUAGUCAGCCUUACGAUUUGUUUCUCAGUCGGACCUAUACUGGGUAGCACGCUCACUUACCUCGAUAUCGAAAAUAUUUCCGAGUACGACUACCAUUGGGAGAGGAUUGCGGGAGUUGUUGUCGGCAUUUGUUCAACAGGUCUAGUGAUCAUUGGCAUUACUGCAAUCGCGACUGAACCCUAUUUAACAAAGGAGGUGUGCUACUGGCUUGACGCGGUCAUUAUGUGCAAUCUCGAGCUUCUCACCAGCAACAAUGUCAGCCAUUCUGCCUGCCUUUAUUGCUUGUUGCCUACUAACAGGAACCUUAGCUCGCCCGAUUACUAC